Messenger RNA from Plasmodium inui San Antonio 1, 1435 nucleotides. RefSeq lists its product as hypothetical. The annotation marks the transcript as partial. The transcript has a single exon. NCBI's taxonomy places the organism in Eukaryota, Apicomplexa, Aconoidasida, Haemosporida, Plasmodiidae. The record is from RefSeq and is a predicted model, not a curated record.
AUGGGAUUGCCGGAAAGUGAGGAGGUUGAGGACGACGGGGAAACCGCCGGAGUCGGAGAUGAGGAAGCCACAGGAAAGGAGGAUGAAGAGAGCAUCGAGGAUCAGGAGGAGGAAACCAUCGAAGACGAGGUGGAAGAAACCAUCAAAGCCGAAGUGGAAGAAACAAUCGAAAAGGGGGACACUGGGGAAAGAACCGGAGUGGGACCUGAGGAGGCAACAAGAGGCCACGAUAAGGAGACCAUCAAGCAGGGGGACAGUGGGGAGGGGGCCGGAGUGGGACAUGAGGAAGCCACACAACAGCAGGAUGAGGAGAUCAUCGAAGAGGGGAACACUGGGCAGAAGGCCGGAGUGGGACAUGAGAAAGGCACAGGACAGCAGGAGGAGGACACCAUCGAAGGAGGGGACACUGGGGAAAGGACCGGAGGGGGACAUGAGGAAGCCACAGAACAGCAGGAUGAGGAGACCAUCGAAGAGGGGGACAAUGGGAAGACGGCUGAAGUGGGACAUGAAGAAGCCAAAGGGCAGCAGGAGGAGACCAUCGAAGAGGGGUACACUGGGGGGGGCGCAGUGGGACAGGAAGAAGCCGGAGAACACCAGGAUAAAGAGACCAUCAAGCAGGGGGACAGUGGAGAGAGGGCCGAAAACCGACAUGAGGAAGCCAGAAGACAGCAGGAGGAGGACACCAUCGAAGAGGGGGACACAGGAGGGAGGGCCGGAGUGGGACAUGAGCAAGCAGCAGAACAGCCCGAGGAGGACAAUAUCGAAGAGGGGGACACUGCGGAAAGGGCCGAAGUGGGACAUGAGAGAGGCACAGAACAGCAGGAUGAGGAGACCAUCGAAGAGGGGGACACUGGGGAAACCGAGGGAGUGGAACAUGAGGAAGCCACGGAGCAACAGGAUGAGGAAACCAGCCAAAACGGGGCUGUGGAAACCACCGAAGACGGGAUUGGAAAACCAACCCAACAAGGAGCUGCAAAAUCAACUGAUCAAGUGAAAAAAAGGGAAGAUUCCGUCGGAACUAAUCUCAAGGAUCCUAAAAUGGAUUCGAACACCUUGCAAGAAUCAUGUUACCAGAUACCUAAUAACGAUAAGAAGAGAAAGGUGAAAUUAGAAGAAGCUAAGAAGCAAGAGAAGCUACAUGGGAGGAAAUUGGAAAAACCUAAAGAACAGGAAUACAAGACGAACAAGAAGCAGAAAGAACUUGAAGGAAUGAAAUUGGAGGGACCUAAAAAACAACCAUACAAAGAAAGGAGGAAGCAUAAACAAUUACGUGGGACAGAAAGCAGCCUAGAGAACCAUGCUAAGAAACAACCAAGAGAUACCGAAAAAUCUUCAGGAAAUGAUAAAGCGAGACAUGUGGAUAAUUCACACCAGAAGAAGGAGUUAUUAUUUGGGAAAUUGAAAAUGUUUGAGAAAUACGGAACUCCCAAAACUU